AAGCCAACAACAAGAACAAGAGUGUUGCUUCUCUCUUCUUCCUUAUCUAUAUUGUUGGAGGAGAAUCAAGAAUGAGUUGGUCUCUCUGCAGCACCCAUUCCCAUGGGGUCUCCUCUUCCAUAGCUCUCACUUAUGGGUUUCGCCAUAGAAGAUCUACUUUCCGGAUUUGCGCCACUUCUGACGGAUCAGACCCCAAAGACGAACCUCUUCUCGAUAUGAAACCGCCGGAAUCUCCUCUCCCUUCCUCUGCUCUCGGUAAAGACUUGAAAAAGGUAGUUAACAAGACUGCAGCAACCUUUGCCCCUAGAGCUUCCACCGCCAGUAAAAACCCAGCUCUCCCUGGAACUACUCUUUACAAAGUUUUUGAGGUUCAAGGCUAUGCCUCAAUGUUCCUCGGAGGUGUCCUUUCUUUCAACCUCCUCUUUCCCUCCAAUGAACCUGAUUUAUGGAGGUUGAUGGGGAUGUGGUCCAUUUGGAUGUUCACUAUUCCUUCUCUUCGGGCACGAGACUGUCCAAUUAAAGAGAAAGAGGCUCUUAACUACCUAUUUCUGAUCAUCCCGUUGCUCAAUGUUGCUAUUCCCUUCUUUUGGAAGUCAUUUGCUCUUGUCUGGUCUGCUGACACUGUUACCUUCUUUGCAAUGUAUGCCUGGAAGCUUGGAUGGCUGGAAAGCACAGAGUAGGGACUACUCUUGAAUCAUGAUGGGCUUAGAGCAAGCAUGAAGAUUCUUUGUCUUCUCUUCCUUAGAACGAUUCUUCAUUCGGCUUCUCUAUGGAAUGAAGCCUAUCGUGUUAG
Molecule: messenger RNA, 793 nt
Organism: Arabidopsis arenosa
Lineage: Eukaryota; Viridiplantae; Streptophyta; Magnoliopsida; Brassicales; Brassicaceae
Source: the annotation of a GenBank genome assembly